Solanum dulcamara is the source of this 846-nucleotide messenger RNA. RefSeq names its product putative F-box protein At3g21120. The record is from RefSeq and is a predicted model, not a curated record. NCBI's taxonomy places the organism in Eukaryota, Viridiplantae, Streptophyta, Magnoliopsida, Solanales, Solanaceae. The transcript has a single exon. The coding region runs from base 1 to 846 and encodes 281 amino acids.
AUGACGGUGAAUUCUGUGAAUGGUUUGGUGUGUUUCUGGAGUUCCAAUGCUCGUGUCUAUGUCUUCAAUCCUAUGACUAAAGAGUAUUUCGCGACCUCACCAUAUACAUAUGAAAUUAGUUUUCUUUCACCCUGUAUUGCUGCAGUUGGCUUCGGGUUUUGCCAGCUUUCAUAUGAAUACAAGGUGAUUGUUUUUCGUGAUGAUAGUGCAGGAUUAAUGGAAUAUGGUGAGAUGAAACCAUUAGUUUUUACUGUUGGAAUUGACCGUUCGUGGAGGUCUCUGAAUAAAAUUCCUGAUAGAAAAUUUCUUUCUAGAAUUGAGAAGGGUACACAUGUGAAGGGGGUAUUAUAUUGGUACACUCUUCAAGAUAGUAAGAGAAUUAAAAGCCUCUUAUGUUUUGAUGUGUCUAAAGAAGAAGUUUUUACGACUAUGGUUCCAGCUGAACUUAAUAGCCUAGAAGAAGGAGGACGGUCUAUAACUAGGAUAGCAGAAAAAGGAGGAAACCUUUGCUUGAUAAACAUAAGUUAUGGUCCCAUUUACUCCCUCUUGAUCAAGGUAUAUAUUGCGCAUACUAGUACUGAUUUGAGUAGCUUAAAUUCAUGGAAGAAAGAGUUCAAUGUGACUGUUCCUAAUAUGGCUUACCAAAUAAAUAUGACGUGGUGGUUCAUCUCAAUUUUUACUGAUGACAUGUUGGUGAUUGAUAUUAAAGGUGAGAGUGAAAUCGUUAUUGAUGUAGCAACUGGAAUGUUGUUGAGUGAACUUCCUCGGUAUGGCUCUGGAAUUGUUAUCCAUUAUGUACCAAGUUUGGUUUCACUUUACAAUCGCCCACCACUUCUGAACUCUUGA